GGAAACGACCGUGAAUAAUAGACGACGCUGCUAACAAAUCCAGACCUACAGGUAAAUGUUCAGUUGUGCACCCCACACAAAGCCUGUCGACAGGCUACGCCGUUCUUAGGCGAGGAAAGCGAACUAUGUAGCGACACGAGAAGCGCCCGGCAGGUGAGAAACCGUCGGCGCAAUAUGUUACCUGGACGCUCAGUACACGAAGCUGGCGUCACGAGGCGACGCUUCCUGGCGACGGAAACUCUGCUACAAUGGCGGACGAAAUAUUCACCUUCACGAUCCUUGCCUGCGGUUUCCUGGGAGGCAAAGCUGUUAAAAUUAAGUGACGAAAAGUGUCUCUUUAUUUUCACCAUUCGCUUGUAAGAUUGUCCACAGAGAACAGCUCAGGUAGAAAACUAUGGCUGACCCUGUGGUGUCAUCAAAGUAUGGCAACAGACCACUGCUGGAGGUGCCAGCUCUAAAUGUGGAGCCAGGCCUUUCAGGACUGGAGAUAGGAUCCCUGCAAGAUAUUGACUCCACACCGGAAUUAGCCAUGGGUCCACCAGCUCUUGUGUAUAGACCUGGAGGAGUAGGCCAAGUUUCCUCAUCAACACUACCGCCAAGUGUUGUCAAUACACUGCAAGCACCAGGUGUUGUCAACACACUGCAAGCACCUGGGUUGCCAGGUAGCCUUUUUGGUCCUCCCCCAAGUCUACCUGGUAUCCCCUACCCUGCAGCUGGCAUCAUGCAACACCCUGCACCUAUGCAACUGCAGCCACGAGCACCACAGCUGUAUGUGGACCCCAGUGGUAACAUCGUGCAUCCAUCUCCCUACACAAUGCAACACCCUCCACCACCUGUCAUGUAUCCUGGAGUUCACAGUUCAUACCCUACCCCUCAGCAUCCACAAAGUCUUCACUAUUCUCCACCUGCAGCCCCUAUGGGGUAUGUAGGAGUUUUUAAAUUGGAAGGGGUCUUAGAAUUUGGCAUUUUGACAACUGUACAUUUCCGGGACCAGACCACUAAUUUCAAUAGUCUUCCUGAAUUCCUGCGUCGUGAACUACACAAGACUUAUGGAAAAUACCCGGUGACAGAUAUCAAAAUAAUAGGACAAGGAGGAGAGUAUCACAUUUAUGCGACGCCACGAGAAGCUGCAAAUGAAGGAGCAACAUUUGAUGCCGAUAACAGAAUGAUUCAGGGCUUCAAUGCUGUGAGAUAAGAGUCAAGUAGCUGCUUUUAUUUCAACACAGACUUAUUUAUAUCACUUGCCUUUUUCAAACCUGAUGUUUUGAAAGCAUUAACAUGUUUAAGGGAAAAUUGCCAAUCUUUCUUUCUAAUCUCUUUGUUGUAUCAAGUCUGCAGUCUAUGCUCAAAACCCUGCAACGAACAUCUAUUUCAGAUUGCAAUGGCAUAACAAAAAGAAAAAAGAUACUUAAGUGGAAACUGCAGAUUGUAUUGUGGUACCUUGUAAAAGCCAAAGUGAAGAAAAAGAAAUGUAUUUAUGGCAUUUCCAUGUUGUCAGCUCAGAUUGUGAUAAAUUAUGGUGUGGUGGCAGAGUUAAUAACACACCGUUAUGUAAAGGUUUUUUUAAUUUGAAAGCAAGUUGCUUCUUCACUUUGAUGUAUAUUUGUUGCUUUGAUCUUUCUGUGCAUGUUGUGUUCAUUUUGAAUCUAGAUUUGUAUAGCAUUGAACCUACUUCAAUUUGUACAUGUGUUAUACAAAUCUACUUAUUCAAUCAUCACUUUAAAUAUCUGUACUUUGCCAUUCACCUGACCACACCCUCCCAUUACCUGGCUGCUGUUUGGAUAUAAACAGAUACCUCUUUCCACAGCCUGUGCUAAUGACAUCAUUUAAUGGUGCCUGGAUGUGGAGGCGGGGGGGUGAUUAUGUGACUAACAACAGUGAAUGCACUGGCCAACAGAGUGGGGCUGUCCAACAGCUUCAUGGUGAACUGUGGGCUUGUCAAGAACUUCAUAAUCAGAUUGAGCCCGUCAAAGGAGUUUAUGACCAACAGAGUGGGCUAGUUAAAAGAUUAUGGCAACAGACUGUGUUGAAGAAAUUUAUGACCAACUAGGUCAGAAGUGGGCAAACUAUGUUCUACAGAUGUAUUUGGAUUGACAUAUCUGCCAAAAUGUGAAAUGCACUUGUGAUAUUUUUAUCCAGCCUAGGUUAAUUUGAUUGAAAUUUAAUUUAUCAAGUACAACAGCAUUAGAAAUUGGCAAUAUGUAACAUUUUAACACAGACAAGGUACAAAGAAAACAAAUAACACGGCUGACAUGUCUGUUGUAGCCAUUAGAGAGCAUUGGGGGCAGCUGCCUUCAAAGGAAAGGUUGGUUUUAAAGAUUUAUUGUGAGCGAAUUUAAACAGCUUCACUUUACAGUUUACACAGUACAUUCAGUAAGUGAAUGCCUUUAUGUACUCAUUUGUUGUCCAUUCCAUUAUUACUAGGUGUGUUGUGUAGUCACAAGGCAUGUUUUUUUUUAUAUUUCACUGGCAAGCCGAAUAGAUUCGAAUUUUGAAACCAGCCUAAGAAAAGAAAACUUUUCCCACCCCUUAACUAGAUGGUUAAUUUGCACAGACUUGUGCACUACCAUGGUGCUGUGACAAAAAAUGUUCCAUCACCUCAAAUGUCAUUGUGAAAAUCCACACUUAAGAAGCCAGCUGCAUGCACAUUGAUGUUGUGACAGUCACGGUGACCAUAUCCUGCAAGUCAGUAUAGUAGUAUAGUACAUGUAAUAAGUUGACAUAAAACUACCUACCUCGUUCUUUGUAAUUAAAAUGUUAAUGCGAGAAAUGCAUCACUGUAAACAUCACUUUGCUGACAUAUGACGACUGUCAGCCGUGGACCACCUGACUUAUGCCCACGGACCACUAGUGGUCUGCAGACCACACUUUGAGAACCACUGAAGUAGAGGACAAAACUCUUCAUCUGUUGUUGGUUAUGCCAAAUGUGCACUCACUGCUUGUGCCUCUCAAGACAAGGCAGGAAGGCGAGGGCCUGGGAGACAGAUGCCUAAUGUGGCUUUUAUCAAAAGAAAAUAUUUUCUUCUGUGGAAGGGGAAGAGCUUUUUACACCCAACAGAAAGAUGCUUUCUGGUGCAGAGCAAAGUAGCACUGCUGCAUUUUCGGUGGCCAGUUAAAAGUAGCCAUGCUAACACAAAAACACCGAGGAACAAAAUAACAAUGUGAAAAGCAUUUGUGAAGCCAGUACCCUGAAGAGGUGUUUCCCACUGAUGGUAACAGUUACAUUCUGCCUUCAGGUGUGUUAAUCGUUUUGACUUCAACUGUUUUUAUGUCUUGUGUGAUGAACACAAAAAACCCAGCCAAUGAAGGAGGAACCAC
Pomacea canaliculata is the source of this 3318-nucleotide messenger RNA. Its product is annotated as splicing factor 3A subunit 2-like. NCBI's taxonomy places the organism in Eukaryota, Metazoa, Mollusca, Gastropoda, Architaenioglossa, Ampullariidae. The record is from RefSeq and is a predicted model, not a curated record. The transcript has 3 exons. Bases 395 to 1195 code for a protein of 266 amino acids.